CAGGCACCUAUAGCAUAUAAAUACUGUAGAACGUUUAACUGUUAUUGCAGGCAUGUGAUUGUAUCGUUUCUUGAGGUUGCAAAGACCGGUGUCACGAAGGGCUAUGCUGUUACGAUCGCCAAUUUCGCGUGCGGAGUGAUACCAAAUUUUCACCGAAUUUAUGCUCUGAUUCAGUGGAAGCUUGAUGGCGGAGUGCGAUGGGUCCUCAAGAGGACUACAUCGAAACAGUGGUCACAUGCGAAGGUGACUUCCAUGACCCCCAGCUGCCACACCGCCUAGAGUUCUUCCGGAGACAGCUUAAAGACCUGCUUCUGGCUGACCCACAGAAGCAGGUGAUUGUAAAGAAAGUGGAGCCAUGGAACAGCGUCCGUGUGACACUCAACAUCCCCCGCCAGGCAGCUUUGCGUCUCAAACAGCUUGCCGAGCAGGGCAAUUCACGGCUGCGGCAGCUUGGUGUACUGGCUGUCCAAAUAGAAGGUGACCACCUGGUUUCCCUCACGCUGGCCACACCUGGUAACCAACGUACUGAGUUGAUCCUACGUACCGCUGCUUCAAGUGCUGGGCUGAGUCAGACUGCUGCCAGUGCAUCAGUGGCUGUGUUUGACUCAGGCUUGCCUAGUUCUUCGGAUGAGCUGGGCUCUCCGGGCCCAACCAAUGUCGAGGUGACCCGCAAGAACAUCGAGGAGUACCUGAGGCAGGGCUCCUCACUUUUCCACAACUCUGUGUUGACUCCUGCAACAACAGCCAGCACUAAUUACAUCCCAGCAUCUUCCAAUGAUGUCUUUAAAACACCAAACAUAGUGGAAGCUUCGGUCUUGCGGUCCAGUGGGGGUGGAAAUGAUAAAGUUAGUGUGGCUAGCAAUAUUUUGGGCAGUUCACCAGCACUGUCUGGCCUGCACCAGCGGCUGCCAGUUCCUCCACCCAGCCAUGGGGUUGCUGCUGAAACUGGCACUUUCCCGCAGCCUCUGACCUCCACACCCAUCAGACAGGGGCAGCAAGGAACUAAAGCAGUAGGGAUUCACACAACUGUGCAGACGAUGACAUCACCCAGUCAGGCUAUGGCACUACCCCAGACAGCAUCAGUGGGCUUCAACACAAUGUGCUUGCCACCUCCCCCUCCAUAUCCCCAUUCACAGGGAGCAAGUAGUGGGGUGGCAAACCAUAUUGGCCGUCAAGGAAGGAAAGUGACAGCAUCAAGUCCACUGCUUAUCAACCUUUUACAGACAGAGCCCAUGGCUGCAAGUUCUUCGCCUUCCAACAGCAAAGGUCUGUCUGCAGGCCAAGGCAGCAUAGACAAAUCCAAGAAGAAACGUCGAGUUCGGCGAAAGAAAGAUACAGGGACUCUUACUCAGAGUGGUGGUGGUAAUGAUCUGAUCUCUGAUUCCACCUCAAGUUCAGGUAUGGGUUCAGUGGUUGCAUCCAGUACUUGUGUGGGAGACUUAUUCUCAACAAAAGUGAGCAUUAGUGGGUCUGUUGAUGUGAACUCUUCAAGUGGGCAUGUUUCUGAAACCAGUAUGGACACAUCUAGCAUGCCAGUAGGAGUGGAUGAUGCAGUGAUAGGUAGAGGAUCCUUGCAGAUUUCCUCAGGAUUUUCUCAGAUGGGUGGUGAAAGUAUCAUCAAUCCCUAUACUGGGCACAUGGAACCCAGGGAGUUGGCCAGUGACCUAAGUCCAUUGAGAGGAGAGCCAGCACCACUUCACACUGAUGCACCUGAGGGCUCUGGUUUAGAUAUAGCAGUUCUGACAUCCAGCCCAACUACCACCAGCCCUCCCUCCAGCACCAUCGCUGGCAGCUCAAAUUUCAUCCCUCCUUUAGCAUCUGGCAUAGUGGACAGUGCAUUCAAAGACUCGCAACAAAGGAACUUUCCAUCUCCUCCUUUGGUUUCAGUCUCCCAGUCUACCCUUCCCCAUGUGGACUUAAUAGAAUUACGCAGGAGGCAGCACUCAAAUGAACCACUUGGGAAACCUCAUGUUCCUGGAGGGGUGAUGUCAUCUCAAGCCUAUGCACAGCAUCGCUCUAGUCCACUGUCACCAGUUGUCACCCAGCCCCCUCCUUUAGCAGUGUUGGAGUUGCACAACAGCCCAUUGCCAGCUGUAGUAGCGAACCACCCUCAGUCUUCUGUCAAUGGCCUGGCGGUGUCUACAUCUUCUGUGACUGUGCCAGCAAAUGGGGAUAGUUUAGGAGAGAUGCAUCUUGGUAGUUCGGGCAUGUUGACAGCAUCACCAGCUUCAGUCGUUCCAGUCUCUCAAUCAGAACUCAUGAGAGUAUCAUCUGAACCAGUUCAAAACAAGGAGUUUGAAAGUUGUGUGAGAGAUUCUGCCAGUGAUGUGAGUGCAAAGUCUUCAAAGCCCACAGAUGAUGCACCUGCACCACAGCCAGAUGUUCUUGUGGCCAAUGUGCACCCAUUUUUAGCACAAGGACGAACAGAAUGUGCAGCAGUGGCUAGCUUGCAUCACUCACUCCGCCAUGCUCUGAUCAAGAGCAGUGUCACUGCUGAAAACCCAUCCCUUGCUUUGCUCAACAUGUCACCUGCCCCAGCUGUUCUUUCCCCUCCUCAAGCUGUUCAGCGUGUGGCAGUUGGUGACAGUGCUAGUGUGGGCACUGCUAGUCCCACCGGCAGCAAAACUCUUUCGGAGGGAGAUGACAGUUCCAACCACAGCUGCAUUGGUCCUGAUGGGCCAUCUGAUGCCACCAGUGCAGGAACUGCUUUGUUGGAUGGUGCCACAACUAAGGUGUACAACAAUGACUCUGGUGUUGGAAGUUCAUCAGAGCGUUCAGAUGACACCCCAUCAGAGGCGGGGGAUGGAGAGUAUCAUUCAGGGACAGGUGGACUGGGAGAUGGCACUGCAGCAGAGGGAGGCGCAUGUAGCAAGCAAGCGAUGGGGGGAAAUAAGGGAAUUGUCAACUGUGAACCCUCAACAAGCAAACCAGACAGCCAUUUGACUAUUGGCUUUGUUCAUAACAGUCAGCUGACAACCCCAGGCAUGCUUAACAGAAAAGAUGCUGCAGUAUCUGGGCUUAAGGAUGCUGCAGCCAUGACCCACCAGCAUAGUCAAAGCAGUGCUUCUGCAGAAAAAUCCAUUCCAGCAGAUUCAGAUGAGAUGCUGAUGAAGUCCAUGCAUCCUGUGGCAUCCUCUUCACAAGCUGUUCCUGUUCUAAACAAGGGCAUGCCCAGCAUGGCUGUCCAGUACCUGUCCAGUGCCCAUCCAGAUGUUCACCAGCAAAUUUCUCACCAUAAAAACAGAGUGGCCAACUGCCAGGUGUCGGGUGUGCAUCAGAAUGGGCCUGUUCUUUUGCCUCAUGCUCAUGCACCUGAGCAGCCACUAUCCAACAGCCAAGGGAAUUCCUUGCCACACUUGAUUUCUUCGUAUACUUCAGGUAUACAGGUCUCAUCACUACCACACACUCCUGGCUCAUCUGUAUCCCAUAGUGCAGGUUCCUCUGUUCUUCAGCCAGCGUCUGUCCCCCAUACCAGAGGAAUAUCUGGAACAGGUACCGCUGGCUUGGCACUUGCUCAUCCUGGGGGCAAGCCAAGUGUCCAUGUGACCAGUCCAGCUCCAUCGACCAGCACCAUGCCUCGUUUGCCUUAUAUGCAGGGUGUAACGCUAUCAUGUGCUUCUACCCACUCGCCUAGCAUAACAGUUUCUCGCACACAAAGCCUAGCUGUCUCUCACACACACAUGUCAAUAACGUCAAGCGCACCGGCCACAAGCGUAGCCUGUGCGGUAGGACCUGUUACAACAUCUAUCACAGGCACAACCCAGAACUGUGUACUAUCUUCUGGACAUAACACUGACAUUAAAACAGCUGUGGUCAAUAUCACUGACUCCAGCAAGUCAAAUGCUAUUGUUCCUGUGACCGUCCUGGCCUCUAGCAAACAGCAUGGCAUCUCUGUAGCUGCAGUCACCACUGCUGCAAUUACCACACCUACAGCUACAGAUGCUGUUGUUUUAUCAGGUUCUCGACUUCAUCACAAGCAUUCAGCAGCAACUCCUCACAGUACAGACUUGAUGGACACCAGCAGCCUUGAGGCAGCAGUCUCACUUCCGGAAAUGAUGGUAGGUGAAGCCAGUGACCUUGAUGUGCUGGAAGAGGCACAUCAACUGUUUUAUGGGAAUUCAGGGGAGGCCACGUCUCUUUCAAGCUUUGAUGAGGAUUUGAUGCUUGCUUCUCAUCCCACCCGUGACAAUGGUAUGGUGGGGUACCUUGAGGCUGGAGGGCGCCACUCCUCGUCGAAUGGCAAUGGGAGCAUGAGCAUAGGAAGUGUUGGAGGUGGAACCAUCAGUGCGGAAGUACGCAACGCCAACAUCACAAGCAUGUACUGCAAGCGGUCAUCUCCUGUCAAUGUGAAUAUGCUGAACCACAUCUAUGCACCUGGUCUGCCUCUUCCGAGACGCUUGACAGAGUCAGUGCAACGUUUGGUAAAACCUCUGCCUACGACAGAGACUGCAUUGCCACCUGUCCGUGCCUGCAAAUCUCCUGGUGCCAGCAGCUCCAGGCACAGCACCAAUGGCUCAACAUCUCCAGGGAGAGCUUCCCAGGGUGGUGCUCGAUCUCCAGGGGCAAGCCUAUCCUCAGCACGGGUUCUGUCUUUUGACAAAGCCCCUGUUGGUCCUUCAAACAACAUGGCUGUGCUGCCGUCCAACAUGGCAAGAGGCAGCUAUCACCCUGCCCAAUAUUCAGAGCACAGUGGCUGUGACCUAAACUCCAUGCACUCCAGCUCUUUAAAAACUGGAGUGGCACCACACCUUCAUUCUGCAAACCCUCCCACUGCUGUGGCUGUGCCUAAUGCCCAGAGUUAUGCUCCUGCAAGCACAUGUUUCAGUCAGCAGCCCUCCACCUCGGGCAUUUCCACACAGUCUCAUGGGGGAUUCCCUCAGGUGAUGGGCCCAUGUGUGCAGACUCCAUGGUCUGGGCCUCACAAUCCUGUCCCAGGAGCAGGGGGCAGGUUGCAGCCACCCCCACCACCUUUGGUGUCAUCCACCUCUGCAACUUUGACCACACAGGUGCACCCUCCCAGUACCAGCACACCACAUCUGUAUCACCAUCAUGCAAGUGGCAAGAAUUCUGCUAUGUCUCACCCUGCCUCCCACAUUCCCCAGCUGCUACCUCUCAGUACUUCUGCUUUCCAUCCUGCAACCACUGCCUCUGUUGUUGUAACAACCUCAUCUGUUCAUGGUCUGUUAGCGUCCAUGACAUCAUCUGAGCAAGUGCCAGAGGUUAGCCUUGUGUCUAGCCAGACAACCAUCACUACAACAGGUGGCAGCAUCAGCAGCAGCCCCAGUCAUCCUCUUCCACCACCACCUGUACUGGUGCAGCGAGCUUCAUCCCCUUCUGUACCUGUGUGCAUUAACUCACAGUCAGGAUCACUUGACUGGGGAGUGACAAGCGAGGACAGUCCAACUCAAGCAUCAUCAUUUGCCCUGUCACAUUCUUUGUCAUCUGCAUCAUUAAUAAAGGAGACAUCACCCCAUGCUGCCUCUUCUGUUACCACCAUAGCAGUGCCUGUCACUGCCACUGCUUCGACAGCAUGUGUUUCUGGUGUUGAAGGGCUGCAGGCAGCUGUUUUGACUUCAGCGUCAGUCGUAACAGUAUCAGCUGUGGGAACCCUUGCAAGCACAGUUCCCUUCACAACUUCAGAUGGUGCCCUUGGGACAGCUGGUGUAGCUUUAUUUACAUCUGUAAAUCCCAACUUGGCCUCAGAUUCACCAUCAACAGUUACAGUGUAUGUGGAAAAGAAUCCUACGCAGACAGUGGAUUCUCAACCCACCAGCAUUGAACACUUUUACUCCAGUGCACAUACACAGGCAGCAGAAGGCAGGAGUCAUGGCAGCAAAAUCUCAGAAGGACACGAUACAGUAGCUUGUGCAGAAUUAGUAAGGGAGCCAGGACAUGGAAAUGGACAGGGAGUAGGCUCCCUUACUGCAGCAAGAGUGAUGUCUUCUAUCAGUGGACAGGAAGCAAGCAUUACAACUGCGGAUUUUUCUAACCUGCCAUGGAGCCACCCAUCCAGUGCCAAUCAGUCACAUGACCUCCAUUAUGUGGCAUCAGAACAUGCCAGCAAUUUGCAUCAUAACUUGGACAACACUCUCGAUGCAUCAGCACCUGAUGGUCCAGCCACUAAAGUUCAGGACUCUAAUAAUGUAGAAGACAUGUGUAAGGUCUUGGUCACCAGUUCUCAUUCUGUUCCAGCUGUAGACAGCUGUACAACAGCAUGCAAUUCUGGCAUAAGCACAAACAAUGUUGCAGUGUCCAUUGCUGAGCUUGCUUCUGGUGACACUCACAGUGCCUCAGACUUACCUAGCAGCACAACUGCUGCAGUGGAUGCAUGUACUACUGUGACGAGUAGAGCACAUGGUUUGUUGAAGCAUGUGCAUUCAGAUGAUGUAGGAACUAAUGUGCAUGUUGGUACCAUAGCCUCAGCCCAAGAGUCAUCAGUAGCAAAUAUACACUUAGGUCCUGCACCAUCUGCACAAAAUGUUCCUUCAACUAGCACACGGCAAGGCACAGAUGACACUGGUCACAGUGGUUUGUUAAAAAACAUGCAUAGAAGUAGCUUAGCGGCUGCUGACAAUUUUCAGGUAAAUAACACAGCUAGUAGCUCAGUGUCUACUGCUUUUGUGACUAGUGAACACAUUGGUUCAGUGGCGACAACUCAGACCACCCUAGAAGUGACCUCUGCCAUGGCUAAAACCUUAGUGCCACAUGCUGGUGCUUCUGUGGCACACAUCGACUCCGAGGAUUCUGCUUCACUGGAAUUGGGGCCAGAAAUGGUGGUUGUACCGGAUAUAACCAAGAAUCAUGUGAGCUUGGUAGCUUUAGCUCAAAAAGCUGCUGCACAGGCCAUCGCCCUAAAAAACCUGGAGCUAAAAAACCUGGAGCCAGACAGGCUCGCGUGUGCUGUCACAUCCAUUCAUGUGAAAGUAAGUGCAGCCCAGAGCAGUCCAGCUGCUGAGUUAAGUUCUGUGGUGGUUCCAGAUGUGUGCAAUACUGGUGAUGCUGGUAAAGAGGCCUAUGUUGAUGGAGAGGGCAGCUGGGGGCAGGUUGUUGGGGUGGGGAGCAAUGAGGGCUUGGUUGCAUCUACCCAGCCCCCAGUUCUUUCUCUCUCUUCAGCAGCUACUCCCAUGCCUGAGGAAGUGGAAAACUCUUCCUGUCCACCUGCUGAAAAUCCUCACUCUAGACCACCACUGCUGCAUCCUGCACCACUUUUAUCAUCUGCGCCAACUAUAGUACCCUCGGCAACACCACCACCUCCAUCACUUACACCUGUGUUGCAAGAGUUUGGCAAGAAAGACCCACAUGUGCCAUCUGGCACCAGCCAGAGUAGCAAGCCUGAUGGAGCACCAUCAGAUGUAGCAAUGACAGCGAAGCAGGGUGACAGGGAGGCAGUGGGAAGCAUGUCUGAUUCACUUGAGGAAGCCUCCACCAAAACUCGUCGCAUCACUCGCAAACGAAGAUCCACACAAAGUGAGUCGGAUAGUGGAGAGCCUGCCCCCAAGUUAAACAGCGUUGAGCCAGAGGCCAGUGUAACUGCCCCUGGCAGUGGAAUUGUGACCAAGCAGGCAACAGAGAGUGGUAAAGCAAUUGUUUGGGACCAACCUCCUCGACUUUCACGGGAAGGCAAGAAAAGUUCUGGCUCUUCUGGCUUUUCUGGAGAUGAGAAGGAUAAAGCCUCCUCCAAGACUAGCAGUAAUAAUGAUGCAGCACACCACCACCACUUUGAACGCAACAUCAUUGAGGCUACACCAGAAGAAAUUGCUAAGAAGAAUGCUGCCAGUUCAGCAGGCAGGCGGCGAGCCUUCUAUGCCUAUGUUUUAGAAAAAUCUCUUGGCCAAUCUUACUUUGACACACCAGUCCUGUGCGGGCGCACACGAAGCCAGUCUUCGACAACAGCUAAGGACAGCAACACUGCUACCACAGCAGCAGCUACUGUAGCCCCUUCACAGAUCCCUCAGAUUGCAGGAACAUCUGCGUCCCAGAAUCCACAAGUGCAUAAAGAAGACACUGAGGUCACAACACCUGGGUCCAAACGCUCCACCCGCUCACUAAGAACGAAGGAUUCCACAGACGUUUCUGGAAGCAAGCGCAAACGAGCAAAAGAACACAGAUGAUAACAGCUGCUAACUUCAGGUGAAAUAUAAUUCAGCACCCACUGGGUGAGGAGAGGUGAUGCCCUGCAGUCUUUAAUGGACAAGCCUGGGCCAGUGCUGUACUCUUUUUGGAGAGUCAGCUUUUGCUGUGGUGCUCGGCAUAAUCACAUCAUAUAAACGUCCAGCCAUGGGGCAGACUGCACGGCAAGACACAGUCUGUUGUAGACUUUCGUGUACACAAUGGCCUGCAGUAGAUUAGACAUAGAUUUUGUUAUGCAGGAGAUGGCCCUUAUCUGGUGUAGGCUAGGAAAGAAAAUGUAUAAGGAAAUCUCUAAAGUAGAGAAAUUGCUUCAACCCUGAAAGCUUAAAAAUGUGUUAGAGAGAAGCAGUGGGCCUGCAUUUUUAUUUAUCAGGUUAGUGCAUCCACCAGUGGCCACCAUAAAACAUUUCUCAAGUCUCGCAUCUACGACCAUCACUGCUUAACAAUCAGUUUGAGCUUGGUGGCACCUGACAACACAGGCUGGUCAUCUGGUUGCUUAACAAUCAGUGUGAGCUUGGUGGCACCUGACAACACAGGCUGGUCAUCUGGUUGCUGCUGUCUGCUGACUUCUCAGGGAAUGCAGGUCAAGAUGGACAGGCGGCAAGCCAGCCCCUGAACACAUGCCUUGCGUUGGCUGGCUGGUUUGCUGGCAGGCUGGCCCGCUAGCUGUUGGUUGCAGCCAGGGAAGAGCUGCGUGCUUUUGUAGUUGACUUUCUUUCCUAAAACUGGUCCUAGUAGAAGGAAACAGUGUUAACUACAGCAUGAUGUAUGUUCUUUAUUUCUUGUGCUUUGAUAUCCAGAAGAUACUUUAAUCACACAAAAAAUAAUCAGUUAAUAUUGUAGACAAGUAUGAGAAAAAAAGGCCUGGGCUAACUUCUUUUUUUUUUUUUUGCACUCUUUGUUGGCCUACUAUUUUCUAGGCACGUGGUGGGUGAUGAGAGUGGAAGAGAGAGCGUUUGUGUCAGUGUACAAGUGAGUGCAUCUACACGUCCACCCAUGAUGCAAAACAAAUGCAGUUGCCUGCACAUGUUGAUUAUAGAUUUGUUGUAGAUAUAUCAUGUCUCACGUUGUGAUGGAAACUGACCUGCGCAAUGUGAUGUGUGUUACCUGGCAAGAGCCUUGUAGCAUUGAGGUGUAGGAGGAGGUAACUAAUGCCAUGUGAUUUGGCUAUGGGGAUUCCUUCUCCUCCCACCUCCACCCCUUGUGAGAUGUGCCCAUCUGUGCGUGUACAUACCGAUUGUAAAUAUAGGUUGCAGAGUUAUUUAUGUUCUUGUGGGAACAUCCUAGACACAGGAGUGCAGUUUGUUGUCGCGAGGUCUUUUUUUUUUUUAAAUAAAAGGGAAAGUGUUCACUCUGCUGGCCAAAACCGUUGCUGUCAUUUGACAACAGUUUGCUUUUGGCAAGGAGACUGGAAUCACCAACCAUCACUGUCAGCUACUGUAGACAACUGAAGGGCAAGUGUUACAAAUGCAGGGUUUUCUGGACCAUAGCCUAUGUGAGGAGAGCAACCAGCUGCAGAAGGGAAAUACCCUGCAUCUGUGACAGCACCUGAUGCACAAUGUGAUAGCUUUGCCAUUUACUGCCAACGUUUUAUGCAUAAUUAUAAUUAUCACACUUGCUGGAGUAGCCCAGCCAAGAACCUUUAAUAGAGUGGGGCAGGAGCCUUUUUUUUUCUGGGUUAGCAAUGAAGGCAAGGGCCAAGCCUUGGAUACACAGGCCCCUCCCCUCUCCCCCCUGUCCUGCAACCCCACUCCUUGCUUUUCUUUUCGUUUCCAUACUUGAUUCCAGUGUGUGGAGUGAUAUGUAGAACCAAAAGACUGUAAUCGCUAUGUUCUGUUGAAUUUGAUCGAGUCGUGGCUAGUCCAAUGAUUAUUGAUAACUAAUGCUGUAAAAUAUACAUUCAAUUCUAGGAGGUGUUGUUGAGCUUUUCAUCUGUGUGUACUUUUCUUGCGUGUAGAUGAUUUGUGAGAGUUCUGUACAGUCCAGACAAGUUUGCUGUUGGGCAGGUUAGCUUUGCCCGCUGGUCUGCUCACUUGUACAUAAACCGUUGUCUUUUCCACCAUGCUUUUCUUCCCAUUGACUUCUCUUUGAGCAUCACAUCAUGGUCAUCUGCAUGUUGGACACUGUUGGCAUAAUUUGUAGAUCCAGCAUACAUUCUUUUUACUCUGAGUACCGUAGAGAGUACAAGAAAAUUUGUAUAGCUGCCUUGAGAAGGACGGAUGUUAGGAGAGGGUGUUAGCAAUGGGUAUAUCACCAAAUCUUUGCUUGGUGUAGGUAGUGAGUGUCCAAGGAUGCGAAUGUGCUUUUCAGUCCGUUAAUAAUCAUGGUUAAUUUGUUUUUCCCAUGGACUACGCUUGUGGUAAGAAAAGUAUAGGAGAGAUUAUUAAACAGAUCUGGGGGGAAGUGUUUCGGACAUUUCUUGACGGAGUGAGGUAUUCAGACAGUAGCUGUUGGGAGGGGUUACACCACAAGAGCUGUGAAUUGUUGGUGUUGGCAGAAUAUAAAAAUUGUGGCAGUUUUACUUCUAGUCAGGGUAACUAUAGUUCCUAGGAACAACCAUUCAUACCGACAGUAGACCAUUCCAGUUUCAAGCACAAAGCCAAGGUGCUCUUGCAGGGCUCCGGUAGGUUGGGAAAAGGUAGUGAUGCAUGAACUGGCAGGAUGACGGCAUUGUAGCUACUGUUGAAGUGAAGGUUUAACAGCUUAACUACCAGUAGGUUGGAUUAAGGAUUUGCCAGUGUUGGCAUUGAGCUCUUAAAAACUUUUUUUUUUUUUUUAAAUAUCUCGUCACUUACAGGAUCUUCCUAGGUGCUCAUUUUUGAUGGCAUGUUGGAAUGCAAGGUAGUGGGAGAGAACUGUUACCUGUGGGUGCACAUCAUGGGCCUCCACACCCUCGCAUCUUUGCAGCUGUAGAUAGGCAUGGGGUGUGUAGGUGAGCUCACAUCUUUCUUUCUUUCAAUAAGCAUCUUGAUUCACUGUAUAUUUUUUAUUUUUAUAUACAGUAUAUGUGAAUAAAGUAUAGAUCUUAUUUCUUAAUUAA
Messenger RNA from Pomacea canaliculata, 11170 nucleotides. RefSeq lists its product as uncharacterized. The coding region runs from base 198 to 8111 and encodes 2637 amino acids. Gene Ontology annotation, cellular component: transcription regulator complex; histone methyltransferase complex; nucleus. The transcript has 8 exons. The record is from RefSeq and is a predicted model, not a curated record. NCBI's taxonomy places the organism in Eukaryota, Metazoa, Mollusca, Gastropoda, Architaenioglossa, Ampullariidae. Gene Ontology annotation, biological process: positive regulation of transcription by RNA polymerase II.